Messenger RNA from Eimeria mitis, 297 nucleotides. RefSeq lists its product as uncharacterized. NCBI's taxonomy places the organism in Eukaryota, Apicomplexa, Conoidasida, Eucoccidiorida, Eimeriidae. The transcript has a single exon. Bases 1 to 297 code for a protein of 98 amino acids. The record is from RefSeq and is a predicted model, not a curated record.
AUGCAUAGACAGGAGCCAGUAGAUGCAAGUAAUCUAGCAGCUGAUGCAUGCGCUCCACAGCAACAGCAUGAACGUCUGCAGCAGCAGCAGCCGCAGGGGCAUGCGCAGCAGCAGCAACCGCCGCAGCAGCAACAACAACAAGAACAGCAACAGCAACAACAGCAGCAGAAGCAACAGCAGCAGCAACAGCAGCAAGUAGCUCAGGCGCGCCCCCCGGCUCUGGCCUUCACACACCCGAAGGCGGGCUCGAUGGUCAUAGCUUCCUUGCGGCAGCAGGCGAACCCAAUCAUUAAGUGA